Messenger RNA from Owenia fusiformis, 1964 nucleotides. The record is from the annotation of a GenBank genome assembly. Lineage: Eukaryota; Metazoa; Annelida; Polychaeta; Sabellida; Oweniidae.
GACCCCAUCAGAAAUUAUGAAUAGAACAGUCUGCCCAGGGAAACCCCUUGAUCCUCAAUCUUUUGAAUUGUUGACCAAUGGGAGUGUUUUUAUUAUUCAGUCCGAGACUUUGAUAUCACCAGAUGAAUUUAUGUUGUUGGGAAAUACUGUUUAUGUUUGCGUUAAUGAAAGUGCAUUUGAAGAGAAACAGGUUGGGGUUUGGAAAUUUGACAACACAAUGGGUCUCCUGACAAUUAUAUGUUCAGCUCUCUCUUUAGUUUGUCUUGCAAUAAGACUUUUAUUGCAACCAAUGGUACCUCUGUAUCAAAAUUUCCCAGGAAAGUUACAAUUCUCCCUUGUGUUGGCAUUAUUCUUUGCAGGAGUCUUCUUUUUGAUUGGGCCAAACUGCACCCACAUAAAGGCUCUUUGUAGUGCCCUAGGUGUAUUGAUUCACUGGAGUUACCUUGCAGCUUUCUCCUGGACAGUCAUCAUUGCAAGGGACAUGUAUAUGCUCUUUGGACCAUCUAGUUUUUCUAGAUCUUCAGAGAGAGGUGUUGAUGUAUUCAUCAUGUAUUCAAUCUUUGGCUGGGGGGUUCCCAUUAUAUUAGUGGCUAUUGCACUUGGACUUGACUUUUCAGACAUUGACCCCUUAUACAAACCAAUGUAUGGUGCAGAAGGACUCUGCUGGAUCACACAAAGGUAUGCCUUGAUCAUAUUUUUCACAUUGCCAAUUGCCCUAACCAUCAUCAUAAAUGUUGGGCUUUUCAUUCCCACUGCAAUCACACUUUGGAAAUCCAUGUCCAAAAGGGCACAAACAACUAACUCUAAGCAGGAAUAUCCUCUAGGGAUUUACACUAAGUUGUUUUGUCUCAUGGGGUUCACGUGGAUCUUUGCCUUCAUAGCUCCUUAUAAUGUUGCAUUCUGGUACAUUUUCAUUGUACUUAACUCGAGUCAAGGGGUAUAUAUCUUUGUGGCAUUCGUUUUAACAAAAAAGGUAUGGAUUUCACUCAGCUCUAAAAGAGGCCUCAAUAAUGGUACUUCUAACACAAAAACAACAAUGGUGUCUGCAAGUAGCAUUCAAAAUUUGAAUAAAAUGCAAGAAACAACUGAAAUGGAAAACAUAUCCCAACCUGUGAGUGUUGAAAAUGUAUCAAUGAAUUUAUAAAGAGGUAGAGCAUGACAAAAUAUCUUAAUCAUAAAAUACCAGUGUCCCGUGUAAAGUUUGAAAAUAUGUUUUUAUCAUUCAUUUACUAUUUGUUAUAACCUUAUCUUUAAAAGUUAUUUUAGAGAUAAAAUAAAUUGCUAGUUUUUCAUUACUCAAAUAUUUCACCAUACAGUUCAAAAAAAAAAUUCAAUAUUUCAAUAAUAAAAUGCCAUAUCUAAUGUGCCACUUUAAUGUUUUAGCUUAUCAAAAAUAAUUUGCAACCUAAGUGAUGUCAUCAUGACUCACUCAGUUGGUCUAAAUAUGCUGAACUUCAAAAAUAAACCAAAGUUGACUGUCUAACUAGGUUAAAAGGAUGAAUUUAUUAUGUUUUAGAUAUCAUUGUACCAUUGGUUUCUAUGAGAAAUAAAAUUUUGAAAUGCAUUUUUCUCUGAACGAUUUUCAUGCAUGGAUGAAUUCAUUUCAUUUAAGACAGGUUGAAAAAAAAACUUAACUAACAUUUCAUUGAUACUGCAAUAUCAGCAAGGCGACUAAAACUAAAAUAUAUCUUCAAUUAGGGUGGCGGACCAAUUGAACUCCCUUUUUAGAUCAUAUAUAAUCCAAGUUGAAGGAGUUGUUACAUUAUAUUAUUACUAAGAACCCUUGGCACUAUAUAACUGCAAAAUUUGGGGUAUAUAGGUUGGAAAAUAAAAAAGUUGUAGUGUCUUGAAAAAAAGUGGCGUUUUUUUGGCCCACCAUGUAUAUAUAUAUCUAAUUGUACAUAAAUUACACUGUACCUGUGCAUUAAUCACUAAGUUUGCAUAUAAAAAAAUGCAGAAUUUGU